Messenger RNA from Didymella exigua CBS 183.55, 972 nucleotides. Its product is annotated as Gar1-domain-containing protein. The record is from RefSeq and is a predicted model, not a curated record. The transcript is spliced from 3 exons. Lineage: Eukaryota; Fungi; Ascomycota; Dothideomycetes; Pleosporales; Didymellaceae. Gene Ontology annotation, molecular function: box H/ACA snoRNA binding. Gene Ontology annotation, biological process: snoRNA guided rRNA pseudouridine synthesis; ribosome biogenesis. Bases 52 to 690 code for a protein of 212 amino acids. Gene Ontology annotation, cellular component: box H/ACA snoRNP complex.
GCCGACCAGCUCCAACACUGUGAACCGAUUGCACACCCCACAACAAACGACAUGUCUUUCCGUGGAACACCUCGAGGCGGCCGUGGCGGCUUUGGCGGAGGAAGCAGGGGCGGAUUUGGUGGUAGCUCCCGUGGAGGACGCGGUGGAUUUGGCGGAGCAGCUUCGUUCGGACCCCCAGACCAGGUCUUCGAAAUGGGCAAGUUCGUUCACGAGGUCGAGAACGAGAUGUUCUGCGAGUCGAUCAACACCAAGAUCCCCUACUUCAACGCGCCCGUCUACCUCGAGAACAAGACACCCAUCGGCAAGGUUGACGAGAUCUGCGGUCCCCUGAACCAGGUCUACUUCACCAUCAAGCCCCAGGAAGGCAUCCAGGCCAAAUCAUUCAAGGCCGGCGACAAGUUCUACAUUGGCGGCGACAAGCUUCUGCCCCUCGACAGGUUCCUGCCCAAGCCCAAGCCUGCUCCCGGUGCGCCCAAGGUCAAGAAGCCCGCUGGUGGUCGCGGUGGUGCCCGUGGUGGUCGUGGCCGCGGUGCGCCAAGAGGGCGCGGAGGACCUCCCGGCCGUGGUGGACGUGGUGGUUCGUUCGGCGGUGGUCGCGGUGGUAGCUUUGGUGGCAGCGGUGGCUUCUCGCGCGGUGGAGGACGCGGCGGACGAGGCGGCUUCACCCCCCGUGGGCGAGGCGGAUACUAAGCGCAGUCUGGAUUGGUUUACCUUUGCAAUGAAGACACCAGGACGGGCGGUUUUUCCUAGUCGCGGUAUGACCCUGGACAUCACGGAUACCAAUCGAUACCACGAACAUUCGACGGCGUUUGGGAGCUCAAUGGGAUUUUGUACAUGUGGAACAUGGCGCCAUGUUGGAAAAGGCUCUAGAGCAUGUUGUACGGAUCAUAGUCAUUUCACGUUGAAUCGAAACUUCAAAAAGCAUGCACAUCGUGUCGCCGGACACGGCAUGCGAUUCUUUGCGCUGUUCAA